Hemicordylus capensis (graceful crag lizard) is the source of this 411-nucleotide messenger RNA. RefSeq names its product putative small proline-rich protein 5. NCBI's taxonomy places the organism in Eukaryota, Metazoa, Chordata, Lepidosauria, Squamata, Cordylidae. Bases 1 to 411 code for a protein of 136 amino acids. The record is from RefSeq and is a predicted model, not a curated record. The transcript is spliced from 43 exons.
AUGAAAUGUCCGAUCUCGGAACAAUGUCCGAUCUCGGAACAAUGUCCGAUCUCGGAACAAUGUCCGAUCUCGGAACAAUGUCCGAUCUCGGAACAAUGUCCGAUCUCGGAACAAUGUCCGAUCUCGGAACAAUGUCCGAUCUCGGAACAAUGUCCGGUCUCGGAACAAUGUCCGAUCUCGGAACAAUGUCCGAUCUCGGAACAAUGUCCGAUCUCGGAACAAUGUCCGAUCUCGGAACAAUGUCCGAUCUCGGAACAAUGUCCGAUCUCGGAACAAUGUCCGGUCUCGGAACAAUGUCCGAUCUCGGAACAAUGUCCGGUCUCGGAACAAUGUCCGGUCUCGGAACAAUGUCCGGUCUCGGAACAAUGUCCGAUCUUCUUCUCCAUCUUCUCCCGUUUUCUGGUCCCCUGA